AUGGAUGAGUUGUGCGGUAGUAGUGCUCUAUUAACUAGUACAAGUCAUCAUCAUCAUCAUUCUAUUAGCUCAUUGAUACAACGAAAUGAAAUACAACAUGGACAUGUAAAAAUUCCGGAUUUGAUUACUACUUCAGUAACAUCAGGAAUACAUCAACAACAGCAUAGUGAUGCUAACAAACGUAGGGAUAGAGAAUCAAAGAAACAAAGGCGCAAUAGGACCACAUUUACAACAUUUCAGCUUCAUGAAUUAGAGCAAGCUUUUGAAAGAUGCCAUUAUCCUGAUGUUUAUGCCAGGGAGUUAUUGGCUCAAAAAGUGAAACUUCCUGAAGUUCGUGUCCAGGUAUGGUUUCAAAAUCGACGUGCUAAAUGGCGUCGUCAAGAUAAGGCAGAAAGUAGCGCAAUUGCUGAUUUACCACCUGUGCGGCACAGUACGCCAGGAAUACCGUCAUGGGCAUGGAUGACUCAUCCGGAUGAUUUUUCUGGUCUAAUGCAUCCAUUUGUUCCGCAACCAAAUGGUUUACCGGGUCCAGAUAUGGUUAUGAAAACACCUUCAUCUUUCUGUUUCGGAUAUUUGCCAACGGCAACGCCUACGGCAAAUACGUAUGCAAGUGUUACCGGUUCAGGAAUUAGUGGUACACAGUCAUUUCCUGAUAAUGAACUACAAGGAGGAGGAGUUCAUAGUGAACAGAAAAACAUUUAUGCUAAUAAUAUACCUAAUAUAAAUGUAUAA
This is a messenger RNA of Brugia pahangi, 732 nucleotides long. The record is from the annotation of a GenBank genome assembly. NCBI's taxonomy places the organism in Eukaryota, Metazoa, Nematoda, Chromadorea, Rhabditida, Onchocercidae.